GGAAGGAAAAUGGCGGCGGCGAGUGGCGGCGCGAUGCGGCGGCGGCCCGCGGCGGGCCUGGUCCGGGCGGUGCGCGCCAUCUGCGGCAGCGGGCGGGCGGCGGCGGCGGCGGAGGCGGAGGGACUGAGGGCCGAGCAGCUGGCGGGGCGGCUGCGGGCGCAGAGGAGCCAGGAGGAGAAGCAGAACAGAGAGAUCCCCAAAGACCCAGCACAGAGAUGGGUCCAGAAACUUGCCAUGCUGAGCAAGCAGCUGCAGCAGAUUCAUCCCAACGUCCUGGCCAAAGUGCUCAAGCAGGCAACCGUGUACCAAAAUGAGGAGAUUGUGGUGAUCAACAAACCCUACGGCCUUCCCGUGCAUGGUGGCCCCGGGAUCAAGAAUUGUAUCACUGACGUGCUGCCAAUUUUGGCCAAGAUGUUGGAGAACAUGAACGCCAAACCACUCCACCUCUGCCACCGGCUGGACAAAGAGACCACGGGUGUGAUGGUGCUGGCACGGAGCAAGGAGGUGGCAGACAGGAUCCGGCUUCUCUUCAAAACUCGUCAGGUGGAGAAGAUCUACUGGGCGAUUAGCCUGGGGGACCCAGACCCUGCCGAGGGCAUUGUGGAUAUCCCCAUCGUGGAGAAGGAGGUGCGGAGCCACCAGUCGCACUACAAGAUGACACUGGCCCCCAACUACCGCCUGUCUCCGGAGGAUGGAAAGGUGAUGAAAAUCCGCAAGAACCGCAAUGCCGAAAGUGCUGUGACGCGGUACCGCCUUCUGGCUAGCUCUUCCGCCUGCUCUCUGCUGGAGCUCCAGCCCAUCACGGGGGUGAAGCACCAGAUCCGGGUUCACCUGGCCUAUGGCUUGGGCUGCCCCAUCCUGGGCGAUCACAAAUAUUCGCACUGGAGCAAGUUGGCACCCCAGAAGCUUCCUGAAAUCACCUUGAAGAGGCUGAAGCUGGAGCAGAGCAAGGCUCGCCACCUCCCCCUCCACCUCCACGCCCACCGCCUCUCCCUGCCCCUGGGCCAGCAGAUAGACCUCAUCUGCAAGCCGCCCGUCUUCUUCCAGAAGACUCUGAAGAAGCUGGAUCUGGAUGUUGCUAACGACUAACGAGGCAGGACGGGUGCAGUACUGUGUAUUACCGCAUCUCCAGCACGUGGUAGUGCUGGGUCCAGCCGCUCUGGAGUGGUGUCCGGCUUGGAGCCAGCAGUGUGAUGAAUUCUAUGGUCUCUGCUGCUUGCCAGAGACCUCCUGUGUUGGUAUGGGUGUUUCUGGCUUCAAACCAGGUACCUGUGUGUGUUUCUUGCCCUGAUUUGGUGCAGAAACGUGGCUGGGAACCCUGAAGAGCCUCUUGUUUAGACAAAUGAGACUGGGUAGAAACCAGGCUUUGCCCAGUCCGUGUUUUAAACUUGUCUGUGAGCAAUAAAAGAUCCGGUUCCUGCCGAGGUGAAGGGUUGCGUGUCUCUCUGCUCAGGCCAGGCGGAUCUCAGUCCCUGGGCAGGUUUGAUCGUACCUGGGUGCAGUCCCUCCUGGUUUGAGGGCUGUUGUUUGUCCCUCUAGAGCUGUUUAGCAGUCUGUCCCUCACAUCCUGGCGCUCUGUGUUCCAAUUUGGAGACUCCCCUUCAUUCGAAAAUCCAUCGAAAGUGCAAUUUGGCAGCAGCCGUGGGGUUUUUUGGUUGGUUUUUUUUUGCUGUGCCAAGAGAUUGUGCAGGGAGUUCCUCUGCUUGGCUUGGCCGAGCAGCUCCGGGACUCCCUCCACUCUGCACUGCCGGAGGUGUUGGCACGGGAUUCUGGGCGCUGACUGCGCCACCAGGAGAAGCUUUUCUAUUCCAGCACCCCUUCUGAUUUCCCCAUCGCUUAUUUCUAGAUCCCGUUACUGGGAUCCCUCUCCCUCGGGAGCUCACCUUGGAGCCGGGUUCCUUCCCCCGAGAGGGAGACAAAUGGAGAGACUGAAAGGCCGGGGAACCGCAGCUGAUAUUCUGCCUCAAAAUUGCAGCCACCAGCGUUUGGUGUCUCUUGGCCUGUCCCCAGGAUUUUCUCCAGCCCCUUGGGCUGGUUUGGGUGCUGGAAAGGGCUCUUUGUACCCCAUGGGGCCACCAUGUACCUGGCUGGGGCUUUUUAGUAGGGCAAUGCCCUGUGCCUUGCCUCCCCGCUCCUCACGCGGGGUGAAAAUAACUGGGGAGCCCCACGCCCCUCCAAGGCACCGCCAGAAAUAUAUCUGCUUAUGAGAGAGGGCCGUAAAACCACGAGGAGCCGGGGAGCGGCUGCGGCCGGGGAGGAAUGCUGCCUUCCCAGCCCGAUGCCACAGCUGCUAUAUUUUAAUUUUUUUUCUUCUAUUUUGGGGCAUGCUAUUUGGGAAAAGGCUUCCCCCUGUAAUUACCAGUUGAUUUAAUGCGCUGUUUAAGCUGUCAUUUACAGCCGCCUGGUACCGAGCGCUUGACAAGUGAUGCCUUCAGUCCUACAAAAUCACUCCUUGAGCCAGUCACGCCUCAGACGACACCAGAGCCUCCGGGCAGCAGCAGCAGUCGCCGUCGUCUCCUUUUCCUCAAUAGAAAAAUGUCGCUCUCGCACACGGCCGCCGAGUACAUGCUCUCUGACGCUCUCCUCCCGGAUCCCGGUGGUUCCCGAGCCAAGGGUCUGCGUCUGGAGCUGCCGAGCGAUCGCUU
This is a messenger RNA of Grus americana (Whooping crane), 2645 nucleotides long. It is a transcript of the gene RPUSD4, whose product is annotated as RNA pseudouridine synthase D4. NCBI's taxonomy places the organism in Eukaryota, Metazoa, Chordata, Aves, Gruiformes, Gruidae. Gene Ontology annotation, molecular function: RNA binding; pseudouridine synthase activity. The record is from RefSeq and is a predicted model, not a curated record. The transcript has 7 exons. Gene Ontology annotation, biological process: pseudouridine synthesis. The coding region runs from base 10 to 1089 and encodes 359 amino acids.